This is a messenger RNA of Equus caballus (horse), 4812 nucleotides long. It is a transcript of the gene MTM1, whose product is annotated as myotubularin 1. Gene Ontology annotation, cellular component: cytoplasm; membrane. Gene Ontology annotation, biological process: mitochondrion distribution; phosphatidylinositol dephosphorylation; negative regulation of autophagosome assembly. The record is from RefSeq and is a predicted model, not a curated record. Lineage: Eukaryota; Metazoa; Chordata; Mammalia; Perissodactyla; Equidae. Gene Ontology annotation, molecular function: phosphatidylinositol-3,5-bisphosphate 3-phosphatase activity; phosphatidylinositol-3-phosphate phosphatase activity.
ACAAAGAGUGAGUUUCUGCAUGAAAUGCUGUUUAGCAUUUUAUAAUAUCCAAAGAAGAAUUGUGAAAGCAAAUCCCCUAUAGCCUUGAGGUUUGAUGUGGCCAAGACAAGUGGAGAAGCUCUGAUGCAUACGUGUUGCAUGUAUCUGUUUGGAAAAUAAGCCACUUUGAAGAGGGGUACUGUUUUGGAAUAAAUACAGUUGGAUUUAUUCUAAGAAACUUCUAGUGUAUUUCUGGAUCCUUGAGUCAGAAUAGAAGGUAAUGAGGUGAGAUCUCCAUGUUAGGGAUCCACGGAAAGUGUCUCUGGGCUAGGAGUCGAGUGGUUUAUUUUUUUUUAAUGGAAGUAGGCAUGCUUUAAGGAUAAACUUCUUUAAGGCUGUUCAGAGCGUUGCCAAGAUUAGAUGGAUCAUCUUAGAAAAUGUGUAUGCAGAAUGAUUAGGCAGUAUUAGCCAUUGUAUAUUUUAUGGGAAAUCCAGCCAAGUGUAUUAGCGCCAGUUUGAGGAAUGACUUAGAGUUCAUCAGAGUGCCUCUUGGACGAGGAAGGGACCUGGUGUUUGAAUGCCUCUAUUUUGCCAUGCGCUGUGCCAGCAUUUUUUUUACAUGUUCCUCAUCAUGGCCCCAUGAGGGGGGUAGUAUCGUGCUGAGUUCACAGACAGAGAACUGUAGUUUAUCCAAGGUUGCAUGACUCUUAUUAUCACUCAAGUGACAAAAUUGGGAUUUGAAACCCAAACUGGUCUGAAUACGGAAUCCUGUCCUUGUUUCAACUACAUCACACAGUUUUGUAGCUUGUCAUAGUGACAUUUGACAAGGUAUAAGCAUACGCAGUGGGGUUAAUAGCUUAUAUUUUAGUUUAAAAGGACACAAUUAUUUGCUUUGGCUGAAGAAAGUUCAUUUGGAAAUAAUUUAUUUUAAUAGUUUGAGGCAGAGGGUGACAGCCUGUUUCUGUAAAUAACAUCUUAUUGGAAUACUUCGUUUCCAUAUCGCCUAUUGCUGCUUUAAUGCUACAAUACAGACCCAGUAGCUGCAGCAGAGUCCCUAAAAUAUUUACUGUCUGAAAAAAACAAUUUAUUGUCUGGCGCUUACAGGAAAAGCUUACCAACCCCUAUUCAAAGGAAAAUGUAUAAAAAUGAAAUAAACUCCUAAUUUUGCAGAUCAUCGUUUGUUUUCAUGUGGAUUGAGCAGAUGUAGAAGUUGAAUUGACAGUGUACCUCGUCUCAAGAUGGCUGGGAUGUGAACAUUUCUCAUUUGUACAGAGAGUGGUUUGGUUGAGGACAUCUCAGGGCAUCUUUUUCAUUUCCUUGCCUGGGAUCAGUUGGAACCAUUCAAGAAAGAGAGGGUCACUGAUGAGAUUUUAAAGUGAACCUCACUGUGGAACCGACCCAUGUUACCUGGACCCUUGGAUUUCUCAGAUACAGUUUCCAGUAUGGCUUCUGCACCAACUUCUAAGUAUAAUUCACACUCCUUGGAGAAUGAGUCUAUUAAGAGGACUUCUAGGGAUGGAGUUAAUUGGGAUCUCAGUGAGGCCGUUCCUCGACUUCCAGGAGAGACUCACGUUGCUGACAAAGAAGUUAUUUACAUAUGUCCUUUCAAUGGCCCCAUUAAGGGAAGAGUUUACAUCACAAAUUAUCGUCUUUAUUUAAGAAGUUUGGAAACGGAUUCUGCUCUCAUACUUGAUGUUCCUCUGGGUGUGAUCUCGAGAAUUGAAAAAAUGGGAGGCGCGACAAGUAGAGGAGAAAAUUCCUAUGGUCUAGAUAUUACUUGUAAAGACAUGAGAAACCUGAGGUUCGCACUGAAGCAGGAAGGCCACAGCAGAAGAGAUAUGUUUGAGAUCCUCACGAGACACGCCUUUCCCCUGGCCCACAGUCUGCCAAUAUUUGCAUUUUUAAACGAAGAAAAGUUUAAUGUGGAUGGAUGGAUGGUUUAUAAUCCAGUUGAAGAAUACAGAAGGCAGGGCUUACCCAAUCAUCAUUGGAGAAUAACUUUUAUUAAUAAGUGCUAUGAACUCUGUGACACUUACCCUUCUCUCUUGGUGGUUCCAUAUCGUGCCUCAGAUGAGGAUCUCAGGAGAGUUGCAACGUUUAGAUCCCGAAAUCGAAUUCCAGUGCUGUCGUGGAUUCAUCCAGAAAACAAGACUGUCAUUGUACGUUGCAGUCAGCCUCUUGUCGGUAUGAGUGGUAAACGAAAUAAAGAUGAUGAGAAAUACCUUGAUGUUAUCAGGGAGACUAACAGACAAAUUUCUAAACUCACAAUUUAUGAUGCAAGACCCAAUGUAAAUGCAGUGGCCAACAAGGCAACAGGAGGAGGAUAUGAAAGUGAUGAUGCAUAUCACAACGCAGAACUUUUCUUCUUAGACAUUCAUAACAUUCAUGUUAUGCGAGAAUCUUUAAAAAAAGUCAAAGACAUUGUUUAUCCUAAUGUGGAAGAAUCUCAUUGGUUGUCCAGUUUGGAGUCUACUCAUUGGUUAGAACAUAUCAAGCUUGUUUUGACGGGAGCCAUUCAAGUAGCAGAUAAAGUCUCUUCAGGAAAGAGCUCAGUACUCGUGCACUGCAGUGACGGAUGGGACAGGACCGCCCAGCUGACGUCCCUGGCCAUGCUCAUGCUGGACAGCUUCUAUCGGAGCAUCGAAGGUUUUGAAAUAUUGGUACAAAAAGAAUGGAUAAGUUUUGGACAUAAAUUUGCAUCUAGGAUAGGUCAUGGUGAUAAGAACCACGCCGAUGCUGACCGAUCUCCUAUUUUUCUCCAGUUUAUUGAUUGUGUAUGGCAAAUGUCGAAACAGUUCCCGACAGCCUUUGAAUUCAAUGAACAAUUUCUGAUUACGAUUUUGGAUCAUCUGUACAGCUGCCGCUUUGGUACUUUCUUGUACAACUGUGAAUCGGCUCGAGAAAGACAGAAAGUUACAGAAAGAACAGUUUCUUUAUGGUCACUGAUAAACAGUAAUAAAGACAGAUUCAAAAAUCCCUUCUAUACUAAAGAGAUCAAUCGAGUGUUGUAUCCAGUUGCCAGCAUGCGUCACUUGGAACUGUGGGUGAAUUACUACAUUCGGUGGAACCCCAGAAUCAAGCAACAACAGCCAAACCCAGUGGAGCAGCGCUACCUGGAGCUCCUGGCCCUGCGCGAUGAAUACAUAAAGCGGCUCGAGGAAUUGCAGCUCGCCAACUCUGCCAAGCUUUCCGAUCCCUCGACUUCACCUUCCAGUCCUUCACAAAUGAUGCCCCACGUGCAAACGCACUUCUGAGAGGGGACCCUGGUGCGGCGUUAGAGCUCUGAAGAGAGGAAAUAGCUGACUUUCAUUUGGGGCCUCUGUACAAAGUAGAUUAAAAUAUUUGCCUCCAUGUAGAACUUGAACUAACAUAAUCUUAAACUCUUGAAUAUGUGCCUUCUAGAAUACAUAUUACAAGAAAACUACAGUGUCUACACGGCAAUCAGAAGAAAGGAGCCAAGAUGGGGUUUUGGAAAAUCCUGACACCUUUCCAAAGCAGUUUUCGAAAGAUAAAAUUUAAAUUUAAUUUACCUCUUUAGAAAUGCUCUGUAUAUGAUAUGUAUUUUGUAGGCUUAAUUGGAACAACAUUAUUUUAAACUAAAGGGGAAAAAUAUAUGUUUGUGAAAUGGAUUUUCCUCAAGCUGCUUAUGCUAGUUGCUUUGGAUUAUCUAAAAUGAACCCAAAUGUGAAAGACGUGUGUUACUGCCAAAACCAAAUUGAGCUCAGCUUUCAAGGUAUUAUCCAAAAGCAAGGUGUUAAAAUAAUUGCCAAAUUUUAUUCCAUUGUCAGUGGUGACUUAAGGAGAAAUAGCUGUGUAGAUGAGGUGUUCAUUAUCUUGAAAUUUUGGAAUAUGAAGUGUUUUCCCCUAAUUUUCAAGAGAAGCAUAUUUUUAUAUUAAAAAAAAAUGGGGCCCAGUGAAAUAUGAUUUGAUUUUUUUUGAACUUUGCCAAUUCUGUUUCCCAAGUUCUUCCGUGAGGUUGCCUAAGAUUCGGACCCGGUUUCAGGUUGGGGAGCGCCCUUCAACAGCGCUGUCUCAGGAGGUCAGAUGUGUGAUGCUGCGUUGGUGACUGUUUCGCAAACGUUGCUCUAGUCAAACCAGCUCAUCUGCCGAAGUGUAGGGUUGAGCAUCUUGGAGGUAUGAGCUGUUGCUAGAGCAUCAUUCUUUGAAAUAGAAGCUGUAGAUGUACACUGUUGAGCGUAUUCUUGAAAGUAUUGUUUAUGAAUUUCAAUUUAAAUGGUGUCGGAUGCCCCUCCCCCCAAGCGUGCAUAAAAACUGGUUCUACAAAUUUUUACUUGAAGUACCCGGCAGUUUGCUUUUUCAGGUUUUUUUUUUUUUUGUAGUAUUAAAUGAAAUUUCAAAUGCAGUUCUAUUUGAUAUCUGAACUAAUUCAUUUAGUAAGUAUAUUUGUAAAAGGUAAGGCUAGAGUUAAAACAAUUAACGUGUUUUACGAUGAUUUGUAAAGGACUAUUUAUAGCUAAUAUGGUUAUGUUUUCAAUGAAUUAAGAGAGAUUAAAUAUAUCUUUGUAAGUUAUUUUAUGUCAUAGCUUAAUUGGUCUACCAAAUAAGACAUCUCAAAUACAGUAGCAGAAUGUAUAAAUUUUGUAUGUAUGAGAAAUUUUAUUAGACAUUCUCUUGCUUUUUGUAAACGCUGUAAAUAUUUCAUAAAUUAACAAAAUAUCACUCCAUAAAAAAGCUAAUACUAAUAGCUUAAAGGAUCUUGUGAAAUUUCAUGAAAGAAUGUCCACGGCAAUAACGAUAAAGACCUGCUGUAAUAAACGUCGUAGCUGCACACAGCGCCCUCUUUUCAGAGAGGUCACUGUGGAUGUGAGUCAA